CUAGUAUAUAGUAUUUAUUUACUGGCUUUGUUUUGUGUUGCUCAAAGGUCAAGCUACGUACAGUGGCAGAAGACCUAUGAAUCCCUCUCUGAUAUGGUAGUGCCUCGCUCCACCAAAAUGAUUGCUGAGGAUGCAGAGGGAGGACUCUUCACCGUGACCCUAUUUAGAAAAGUGAUGGAUGACUUCAAGGCUAAAGCCAGGGAGAACAGGUUCAUGGUUCGAGAAUUUUAUUUUGAUGAGAAGGAACUGAAAUGUGAAAAGGAAGAGCUGAUGAAAUUAGCUUCUGAUAAGAAACAACAAUAUGGCCCGUUACUGCGCUGGCUGAAAGUGAACUUCAGUGAAGCAUUUGUGGCUUGGAUUCACGUGAAGGCCUUGAGAGUUUUUGUUGAAUCUGUCUUGAGGUAUGGCCUCCCAGUGAAUUUCCAAGCAAUGCUGCUGCAGCCAAACAGGAAGUCUGUAAAACGCCUGAGGGAUGUCCUAAACGUGGUCUUCAAACACCUGGAUGAAGUCGCAGCAGCAAGUCUAAUGGAUCCUGGCAUGGACAUCCCUGGUUUACAACUGAGUAAUCAAGAAUACUAUCCUUAUGUCUAUUUCAAGAUUGACCUCAGUCUUCUUGACUGCAGUUAA
This is a messenger RNA of Pelecanus crispus (Dalmatian pelican), 627 nucleotides long. NCBI's taxonomy places the organism in Eukaryota, Metazoa, Chordata, Aves, Pelecaniformes, Pelecanidae. The record is from RefSeq and is a predicted model, not a curated record.